Messenger RNA from Monascus purpureus, 300 nucleotides. NCBI's taxonomy places the organism in Eukaryota, Fungi, Ascomycota, Eurotiomycetes, Eurotiales, Aspergillaceae. The record is from the annotation of a GenBank genome assembly.
AUGGCGCGCAAGAAGAAGGAUAGGACUAUUCCUAGACAGGUCAAGUUUUCCUAUCACCAGAAGCUGAAGCAGAUCUAUGUAUUCCUAUAUAGGGAUAGCUCAGGCGUCGGCAAGCCAAGGCGGAGGUCCUGGCAGAUUGCCUCUUUGGCCGCGCCAUGGCUGUCGGAUCUUUCUGCAUUUUACACUGAGCCUCGAGGUGGUGCAGAAUAUGAGUUCUAUAGUGACGAUGAGGAUGAGGAAGAUGAGGUCGCACCCACCGAGGAUCCCCGAAAAGAAAAUAUUAUUGCCCAAAUACGAUGA